AUGUCUCAGGAGAAAUUCACCUUUGUAGGUGACCAGGCCUUUGACGGGCCCGAAACUCAAAAUGCUGCCGCAGAAGUUGCCACCGGACCAGUUGGCGGCAACCUUGGCCGUACCUCUUCCUACAGCUCUGCCAACUCUGAUCUCGAUUCUGUCAACGAGUACAGAGGCUUCAAUGCCCACCAGGACGAGAUCAGAGAAUUGGCCAGAACUUUGUCCCACGGCUCGCACUCGUCCUUGAAAACCAGAGACUCUGCCGCCGAGUUGAAGAAGUACUUAACCCACAUGUCCAAUGUGCCUGGUGUAGUUCCAUUCAAUGAGAGCGAUGAAAUCUUGAACCCAGACUCCGACAGUUUUGACGCCAAGUUCUGGGUCAAGAACAUGCGUAAAUUGUUGGACUCCGAUCCUGAAUACUAUAAGCCCUCCAAAUUGGGGCUUGCUUACCGUAAUUUGCGUGCUUAUGGUGUUGCUACUGACUCCGAUUAUCAGCCUACUGUGACCAAUGCAUUGUUCAAAUUGGCUGUUGAUGGUUUCCGCCUGCUUAGAAAAGAUGACGAAAGUCGUUACUUUGACAUCUUGAAGACUAUGGAUGGUAUUUUCAAGCCCGGUGAGCUCACCGUCGUCUUGGGUCGUCCUGGUUCUGGUUGUUCCACCUUACUUAAAACCAUUGCGUGUAACACCUACGGUUUCCACAUUGGUGCCGAGUCUCACAUAACAUACGAUGGAAUUUCGCCCGCCGAAAUCGCUAAACACCACCGUGGUGACGUUGUAUACUCUGCAGAGACUGACGUUCACUUUCCCCACUUGUCUGUGGGUGACACCUUGGAAUUCGUGGCCAAAAUGAAGACUCCGCAAAACAGAGGACCUGUCUCGAGAGAGGAAUGGGUCAAGCACAUGGCCUCAGUUUACAUGGCCACCUACGGUUUGUCGCACACCCGUAAUACCCCCGUGGGUAAUGAUUUCGUCCGUGGUGUUUCUGGAGGUGAAAGAAAGCGUGUCUCCAUUGCAGAGGUAUCCUUAUGUGGUGCCAACGUACAAUGUUGGGAUAACGCCACCAGAGGUUUAGAUGCUGCCACCGCCUUAGAAUUCAUUCGUGCUUUGAAGACUUCUGCUGCUAUCUUGGACGCCACGCCCUUGAUUGCCAUCUAUCAGUGUUCGCAGGAUGCUUACAACUUGUUUGACAACGUCAUUGUCCUUUACGAAGGUUAUCAGAUCUUUUUCGGAAGAGCUGAUAAGGCCAAGGAGUUUUUCGUAGAGAUGGGUUACAAGUGUCCUUCUCGUCAAACUACCGCUGACUAUUUGACUUCAUUGACCAACCCAGCCGAAAGAGUGGUCAUUCCUGGUUUCGAGAACAAGGUUCCUAGAACCGCUAAGGAGUUCUCGGAUUACUGGCGUGCUUCUCCAGAGUACACCGCCUUGACCACCAAGAUCGAUGCUUACUUCAAAAAGGUUGAGACUGGUGAGACUCGUGAUGCCUACAAAGAAUCGCAUGUUGCCAAACAGUCCCAGCAUAUUGCUCCUACCUCCCCAUUCACUGUAUCCUUCACCAUGCAAGUCAAGUAUCUCAUUGGUCGUAACUUUUUGAGAGUGAAGGGUGAUCCGUCCAUCACAAUCUUCUCGAUUUUCGGUCAAGGUGCGAUGGGUUUGAUUUUAUCGUCUGUGUUUUAUAAUUUGAGUCAAACCACAGGCUCUUUCUACUACCGUGGUGCAUCCAUGUUUUUUGCUGUCUUGUUCAAUGCCUUUGCUUCUUUGUUAGAAAUCAUGUCUUUGUUUGAGGCCCGCCCAAUUGUCGAGAAGCAUAAGAAAUACGCAUUAUAUCGGCCCUCUGCGGAUGCUCUUGCGUCCAUCAUCUCAGAACUUCCUACAAAGCUUGUCAUGUCUAUCGCUUUCAAUUUUGCGUUCUAUUUCAUGGUCAACUUCAGACGUAACGCAGGAAGAUUCUUCUUUUACUGGCUCUUCUGUAUUCUAUGCACAUUGUGUAUGUCACAUAUGUUCAGAUCUUUGGGUGCUGUUUCCACCUCUCUUGCUGGUGCCAUGACCCCUGCAACUGUCAUUUUGUUGGCCAUGGUUAUUUUUACUGGUUUCGUCAUUCCAAAGCCAAGUAUGCUAGGAUGGUCAAAGUGGAUUCAAUACAUUAACCCUGUGUCUUACGUUUUCGAGUCCUUAAUGGUGAAUGAAUUCCACGACCGUGAGUUCAAGUGUGCUAGUUACGUUCCUGCUGGUCCCUCUUAUCAAAACUUUGCUGAUAGUCUGCGUGUUUGUUCUGUUGUUGGAGCUGUUCCAGGUAAUGAUUUCGUGAAUGGUACUGACUACUUGGCCCUUUCAUUCGAAUAUUUCAACAAGCACAAGUGGAGAAAUAUUGGUAUCAUCAUUGCUUACAUCGUUGUCUUCUUGUUCGUUUACAUUGGUUUGACUGAAAGUAACAAGGGUGCUAUGCAGAAGGGUGAAAUUGUUUUGUACUUGAGAGGUUCAUUGAAGAAGCUCAGAAAAACAACUGACAACAAGAAAGCCGUGACUAAUGACCCAGAAAACAAUCUUCCCAACGAGAAAAUCCCAUUCAAAGACUCUGCUGAAAGCUCUGGUGACAACUCAUCCAAGACUUCCGUCUCCAACAGUGCUAACAAGCAGAUUUUCCAUUGGAGAGAUUUGACUUACUCUGUGAAGAUCAAGUCUGAGGACAGAGUUAUUUUGAACCAUGUGGAUGGCUGGGUGAAACCUGGCCAAGUUACUGCAUUGAUGGGUGCUUCGGGUGCCGGUAAAACUACUUUGUUGAAUUGUUUGUCUGAACGUCUUACAAGUGGUACUAUUACUGACGGAGUCAGAAUGGUUAACGGUCACUCUUUGGACUCCUCUUUCCAAAGAUCUAUUGGUUACGUCCAACAGCAAGACAUUCAUUUGCCUACCUCUACUGUUCGUGAAGCUUUGACUUUCUCUGCUUACUUGAGACAGCCUAACCACGUUUCUAAGGCUGACAAGGAUGCUUACGUUGACUAUGUUAUUGAUUUGUUGGAAAUGACCAACUAUGCUGAUGCAUUGGUGGGUGUCGCUGGUGAAGGUUUGAACGUCGAACAGCGUAAGAGAUUGACUAUUGGUGUUGAGUUGGUGGCCAAACCUAAGUUAUUGUUAUUCUUGGAUGAGCCAACUUCUGGUUUGGAUUCUCAGACUGCUUGGUCUAUUUGUAAGUUGAUGAGAAAAUUGGCUAACCAUGGACAGGCCAUUUUGUGUACUAUCCAUCAGCCUUCCGCUAUUUUGUUGAAAGAGUUUGACCGUUUAUUAUUUUUGCAAAAGGGUGGUCAGACAGUGUACUUCGGUGACUUGGGUGAGAACUGUCUGACUUUGAUCGACUACUUCGAGAAGUAUGGUGCUCACCAAUGUCCUCCUGAAGCUAACCCCGCAGAGUGGAUGUUAGAAGUUGUUGGUGCUGCUCCGGGUUCUAAAGCCAACCAGGACUAUUUCGAAGUCUGGAGAAACUCUACAGAGUUCAAUGAGAUGCAAAAUGAAUUGGAUACUAUGGAAACAGAAUUGGUUAAGUUACCAAAGGAUGAGAGUCCUGACUCUCACAAGACUUAUGCAGCUCCAUUGUGGAAGCAAUACUUGAUUGUGACUUGGAGAACCCUUCAACAAGAUUGGAGAACCCCAGGGUACAUCUACGCAAAGAUCUUUUUGGUUGUUUCGUCUUCUCUAUUCAAUGGUUUCGCUUUCUUCAAGGCUGGUACUUCUUUGCAAGGUUUGCAGAAUCAGAUGUUUUCCAUUUUCAUGUUCUUUAUUCCUUUCAACACUUUGGUCCAACAGAUGUUGCCAUUCUACGUCAAGCAGAGAGAAAUCUACGAGGUCAGAGAGGCUCCAUCGAGAACCUUCAGUUGGGCAGCAUUUAUUUCUGCUCAAAUUACCUCCGAAGUUCCUUUCCAGAUUGCCAUCGGUACUUUGGCGUUCUUCUGUUGGUACUACCCUGUUGGUUUGUAUGUCAACGCUGAGCCAACAGGUGAAGUUCAUCUGCGUGGUGGAUUGAUGUAUUUACUCAUCAUUUCGUUCUUUGUCUACACGUCUACAAUGGGACAAAUGUGUGUGGCCUUUAACGAAUUGGCUGAUAAUGCCGCCAACUUGGCUAACUUGUUGUUCAUGAUGUGUUUGAACUUCUGUGGUGUCUUGGCCGGGCCAUCCGUCUUGCCAGGUUUCUGGAUUUUCAUGUACAGAGCAAACCCAUUCACAUACUUGGUGCAAGCUAUGUUGAGUACAGGUCUUGCAAAUACUAAUGUCGUUUGUCGUGAUCAUGAGUUCCUUAAGAUUGUACCACCACUGGGACAAUCCUGUGAGAGCUACAUGUCAACAUACAUCAGUACAGCUGGAGGAUACUUGGGAGCCAACACUAACACCACCAUGUGCUACUUCUGUCCGAUUUCUCUGACAAACACCUAUUUAGCAAGUGUGAACUCGUACUUCUCUGAAAGAUGGAGAAACUACGGUAUUUUCGCCGCUUUCAUUGUCAUCAACGUGAUCCUCACGAUAUUUUUCUACUGGUUAGCUAGAGUGCCAAAGGGUAACAGAGAGAAAAAGAGAAAGUAA
Molecule: messenger RNA, 4560 nt
Organism: Sungouiella intermedia
Lineage: Eukaryota; Fungi; Ascomycota; Pichiomycetes; Serinales; Metschnikowiaceae
Source: the annotation of a GenBank genome assembly